AUCUUUGACAAAAAAACUUUACUUCGAAAUUCGAAAAAUUAAUUUUUUUAAAACUUUUUUCAUAAAAAUAAAUUUUUUGUGUCUUUUAAUACCUUUUAAUAAUUAGAAUUAAAAAAUUUUAAUUGUUAAUUUUAAAUUUAAAAAUUCAUUGAUUCAAAAGUUAUUCAUAUGUAAAGUUAAUGCUUUUUAAGCAUUUGAUAGAUUAUUAGGACGCCAUAUUGCUUUCCAAAGUUCGUCCAAUAAGUGGAGUAAUUAUCUAUAUAUGUUGGCUAUGAUAGGCAUUAGGUUACAUAAAUAUUUUCAAAAUUAUUGAAUUAGAUUAGUUAUUUUUUCAGCUGUCUUAGAUAGCCGGUGAUAUUAGUAAUAAUUAUUAUUUUGGUUUAAAAAUUUUUUAAAAUUAUUUUUAAAAAAUAAAGUUAUUUUUAAAGUUGAAUAUAAUUAUAUGUAUUGUGUAGAGCAAUCAGAGAAACAAAAUAUGAAAUGUAUUUAUAUAAACCAAAUUUGAUUUAUCGCGCUUAAGUAGUUAUUGUCCAUGCAAACAGAGACUUCUUCUUUCACUAGACGAAUUUGAACACCAAUCAAUAUGAUGUUCUAGUAAUGUGUUAAAUAUAUUUAACAUUAUUAAUUUUACGUAUUAAGUUUCAAAUCAGUAGAUUUAUAAACUUAAAACUAAUUUUUUUCAAUAUUAUUCGUCAAAAACUCUUAAAAGAAAAAUAUUAACAAAAAACCAUCAUGUCAAAGGAAAAUAUUAAUUUACCAAGAGCUCCAAAAGAUUUAUGUUUUUCUGAAAUUGAUUUUAUUCAGCAAAAUUUUAAUGUGGAUGCUUUUCUUCAAGAACAUAAAAAAAAUACAAAAUUAGAAACAAUGCGAGAUGAUCUUGGAAUAUAUUUAAAAUUAUUGAGAUCUGCUAUGAUUGAUUUGAUCAAUAAAGAUUAUAUAGAUUUUGUAAAUUUAUCAAGCAAUAUGAUUGGUUUAGAUAAAGCUAUUAAUGAUUUACAAACACCUUUAGGUCAACUAAGAGAAGAAGUAAUGCAAGUACAGCAGAUCUUAGAUGAUGAAGUUGUAACAAUUACUCAUAACAUAAAUGAAAAUAAGAAAGUUCGAGAUUAUAAGCAAAGUAUAUUCAGUUUACAAUAUAUCUAUAAAUCUUUAAAUAAACUUACAUCUAUUUUAUAUUUAAAUACAUUCCUUGAAAAUCCUGUUAAAAUAGACAUUUUGGAACAAGCUGCAGCAGAAUUUAAUCAAUUGCAAUUUCAUAUGUCUAGAUGCAAACUAAAUAUUACUAAUGAAAAACAGAAACAAAGUGAAAAACUAGAACAAUCUUAUAUGACACAUCUCAAUGAAUUUUUUUUAGCAUGUAUACAAGAACAAAAUUCUGUAUUAUUAAUUCGUUGUUUAGGAAUUUAUGUCACACUUGAUAAAGUAUGUGAUGCAGAGAAUUUAGUGAGAAAAGAGAUUAUUAGUCCAUUGAUAUAUAGCAUAAUUAAUAUAGAAAAUUUGCAAACUGAUUUAUUAGGUCUACAAAAUAUAUAUAGUAAGUUGUUGACCAUCUUAAAUGUAGAGCUUAAACAAUUAUUAGAUAUCACGUUACAUCCAAAUAGAUUUUCUGUAAAAGGUUUCAAUUUUUUAGUAAAUAGUUUUUGGAUUGAUGUAGAAGAAAAAAUUGAACAUUAUAUAAAAUGCAUCUUUGCUCCUGGAGAUCCAAUAUUAUUCCAUUCAAGAUAUGUAGCAACUUUGGAAUUUUUAGAAAAGUUAGACACUGAAUGUGUUACAUCUGAAUGUUUAAUUGCAUUAAAAAAUAAUUCACAAUACAAAAAUUUUUUAAAAAAAUGGAAUUUACCAGUAUAUUUUCAAAUUAGAUUUCAAGAAAUAGCUAAUGGAAUUGAGACAAUUUUAAUUGAACCAAUAUCACCAACAUCUAUAAAAGGAACAUUGGAAUCUCUUGCAUUGCAAAAUGAAUUUUCUCUUUAUACAACUUACAUUAUAUGGGAAAAUCUACAAAAAAUUUGGGAUAAUAAUAUAUAUCUGUAUCAACUCUUCCAUAAAUUUUGGAAAUUUAGUCUUCAAAUAUGUGCUAGAUAUCAAACAUGGAUUCAAACAGUGCUUAAAGAGGUGUGGCCAAUAGAAAAUGAAAUUAACAAUUCAAACAAAAUAGAACAUUCUACAAAACUUAAUUUCUUAAUCUGUUUAUACAAGGAUGCAGAAAAAUUUAUAAAUAUACUUCCAUCUCUUUUGGAAAUAUCUAGAAUAAAACUUAAAGAAGAAACUCCAACAAUAUUGAAAUUGUUAAAAGAUUCUCUUGAUGAAACAAUAAAAAAUUUAAAAAAAAUUUGGCCAGAUAUUACAAAAGAAAUUGUAAAUGAAUUAUUGAAACAAUGUGUAGUACAUUUGAAACAAGUUAGUGAUAUACCAAGAUUGUUUAGACGAACAAAAAGGGACAUACCAACUAAAUCAUGUGCCUAUAUUAAAAAUACUCUUGCAUUUCUUAUCAAUUUUCAUGCAGAUUACAAAAAAAUAAUACCAGAUGAUGUUAAUUAUUGGUUACAAUUGACUCUUUCCUCAUUAACUGAACAUUAUUUAAUUUCUGUAAAAGAUGUGCUUACUUCAGUACAAAAAACUGAAGAAAGUUUAAGAAGAUUGAAAAAAAUACGCGAUAAAUCUACAGCUUCUUUUUCAUCUGAUGUUCAAGGAAUCAGUGAUGAUGAAAAAAUACGAAUUCAAUUACAAAUUGAUGUACAAACUUAUGUUAACAUGAUUACAGAGAUGCAGAUUUCAACUUCAAAUGUACUUUAUAUGAAAGAGUUAUUAUACGCUGUUGAAACAGCAAUAAAAAGAUAAAUGUUACUUUCUUCUAUUUAUUUUAUUUUUAUAUAAAUUAAUUUUGUUAUUUGCAAUGAAAAUUUAUUUAUAUAUUUUUCUCUAUUAUUUAUAUAUUAUUCAUUAUAUAAUAUUUUUUCUUUUAAUAAAAGAAAAUUAUAAUAAUAAUAAAUUUUCUUCUUUUAAUUUUUUAAUGUGUUAAAUUUUGAAGAACAAAUAUUCAAAUUAUUUGCUUAAUAGACAUGUAUUAUUUACAUAAACAUAUUUAUAUUACAGAAAUCGUAUUUAUGAUUUAAUUACUUGAUUAUAAAAUAUUAAAUUCUUAUAAUAAAUUCUGAUCCCAAGAAUCACUUUGUGGCAAUUCAAUGGAAAUUAUUGAAUCUUGAUGAGGAUAAGUUGGAUGCCACCAAUCUAAAAUUUGAUAAUUAACAACUUCAUUCAAAAUAACUUGGUUUGUUAAUGUAUUAGGAAUAUCUGAUGUUCCAAAUCCAAGUUGUAAUCGAUGAUCUUUAAAACCAGGCAUUAAAGUCAUUGAUACUGACUGUAAAAUCAAACCAAUUACAGGUGGUAACAUACUAUAUUUUAAACAAGUUACCUAUAAAUUUUACAAUAUUGUGUAAAUAUAACUUUAUCAUAAUGAUAUAAUAUCUAUUAUAAAUAAUUAAUAAUUAUUUAUAAUAAAAUAAGUACCCGAAGUA
Apis cerana (Asiatic honeybee) is the source of this 3515-nucleotide messenger RNA. RefSeq names its product conserved oligomeric Golgi complex subunit 2 (gene Cog2). Gene Ontology annotation, cellular component: COG complex; membrane. NCBI's taxonomy places the organism in Eukaryota, Metazoa, Arthropoda, Insecta, Hymenoptera, Apidae. The record is from RefSeq and is a predicted model, not a curated record. Gene Ontology annotation, biological process: intra-Golgi vesicle-mediated transport; protein transport; Golgi organization.